Messenger RNA from Eufriesea mexicana, 1142 nucleotides. RefSeq names its product Alg7 dolichyl-phosphate N-acetylglucosaminephosphotransferase (gene Alg7). Gene Ontology annotation, biological process: dolichol-linked oligosaccharide biosynthetic process. Gene Ontology annotation, molecular function: UDP-N-acetylglucosamine-dolichyl-phosphate N-acetylglucosaminephosphotransferase activity. Lineage: Eukaryota; Metazoa; Arthropoda; Insecta; Hymenoptera; Apidae. The record is from RefSeq and is a predicted model, not a curated record. Gene Ontology annotation, cellular component: membrane.
UCGUGAUGUCGAUUUUUGUGUAUUUUUUAACAAUACGUUUAAUUCCGAGGAUAAAAGAUAUGUUUAUUAAAGCUAACCUAUACGGCAUUGAUAUGAAUAAGAAGAGUGAUGAAAAAGUGCCUGAAGCUUUAGGUGUUGUCACUGGAUGUCUUUUACUUAUAACAUUAAAUUAUUUAUUUAAUGACAUAAACUUCCCUCAUAAUGAGUUUAUGGAGUUUUUGGCAGCUUUACUCUCAAUUUGUUGUAUGUUACUUUUGGGUUUUGCUGAUGAUGUUUUGGAUCUUCGUUGGCGGCACAAAUUAUUAUUACCAACUAUUGCUUCUUUACCACUUUUAAUGGUGUACUAUAUUAACUUUAACUCUACAUUAAUUAUUGUGCCAAAACCCUUAAGACCAUGGUUUGGUUUUUCUAUGGAUCUUUGGAUAUUUUAUUAUUUAUAUAUGGGGAUGCUAGCAGUAUUUUGCACAAAUGCUAUAAAUAUAUUAGCUGGUAUAAAUGGUUUAGAAGUUGGACAAAGUUUAGUGAUUUCAAUAAGCAUUCUUUUGUUUAAUGUAAUAGAGUUAUCAGGGGAUCUUUGGAAAGCACAUCAAUUCUCAUUGUAUUUCAUGCUUCCAUAUAUAGCUACAUCAUUGGGUUUAUUAAAAUUUAAUUGGUACCCAGCCCAGGUAUUUGUGGGUGAUACUUUUUGUUAUUUAUCUGGAAUGACAUUUGCUGUUGUUGGUAUUAUUGGGCAUUUCAGUAAAACAACAUUACUAUUUUUCAUUCCACAAAUAAUUAAUUUUCUUUAUAGUAUUCCACAAUUAUUUCAUUUUAUACCAUGUCCUAGGCAUAGAUUACCAAAAUAUAAUAAAAAAACUGAUAAAUUAGAAGUUAGUACUAUAGUAUUUAAUAAACAAGAUAUCAGCAGAAUAGGUAAAAUUAUAACAUGGAUAUUUAAGAAAUUAAAUGUAAUAAAAUGGCAAGAAGAUGACAAAGGUGUUGUUAUUUGCAAUAAUUUUACAUUAAUAAAUUUUGUACUUAUUAAAACUGGUCCAGUGAAAGAACCUACACUUACAUUGAUUUUAUUAUUAAUUCAGGUUAUUAGCAGUUCAUUAGCAUUUAUCAUAAGAUAUCCUCUUGCUUCAAUCUUCUAUGAAUUUUAA